AUGCCCGCAAGGCCCAUACCGUCGGCCUUGACGUUUGACCUAAUCUCAAGAUGCUCAACAACGAAAGCCAGAGCCGCGACUCUGCAUCUUCCUCAUGGCCCAGUCCAGCUGCCCUUGUUCAUGCCUGUAGCGACGCAAGCCUCACUGAAAGGCCUCACGCCGAAGCAACUUGAAGAUACAUCGUGCAGACUCUGCUUGAACAAUACAUAUCAUCUUGGUUUGAAGCCUGGCCAGAAGACGCUUGACGCCAUCGGUGGAGCACACAAGCUGCAAUCAUGGCCUCACAACAUCUUGACAGGUAUGGUCGAAGACACCUUCCAAAUGGUCUCGCUGCUGAAGCUUGCACAAGUAACUGAAGAAGGCGUGCGCUUUCUCAGCCCACACGAUGGAAGUCCUAUGCUACUCACGCCCGAGCAUUCCAUCUCCCUGCAGAAUUCGAUCGGCUCAGAUAUCAUCAUGCAACUGGACGAUGUGAUUGCAACAACCUCUCCUGAUCAUGCUCGCAUCAAGGAGGCAAUGUAUCGAUCCGUACGCUGGCUAGAUCGCUGCAUUGCCGCCCACAGGAAGCCGGAAAGCCAGAACCUGUUCUGCAUCAUUCAAGGCGGCCUGGACCUGGAUCUACGCCGCGAAUGUUGCAAAGAGAUGCUCGCUCGAGAUACGCCUGGCAUUGCCAUCGGAGGUCUCAGUGGAGGCGAAGCCAAGGCUGAGUUCUGCAAGGUCGUCGAUGCAUGCACCGGCAUGUUUCCCACCCACAAGCCACGAUAUGUUAUGGGUGUUGGCUAUCCGGAGGAUAUCCUUGUCUCAGUCGCUCUUGGCGCAGACAUGUUCGAUUGUGUCUGGCCUUCACGAACGGCACGUUUUGGUAAUGCCAUCACGAAUGCUGGUGUGCUCAAUCUCAGACAUGCCUCCUAUGCCGAGGACUUCGGCCCCAUUGCGCCUGGCUGCAAGUGCAUCUGCUGUCGAGACGAAGACGAAGGUGGUCUCGGAAUUAGUCGUUCCUACAUCUACCACACCGCCGCGAAGGAGACGGUUGGUGCGCAUCUCAUGACUAUGCAUAAUACCCAUUACAUGCUUGACUUGAUGCGACGAGCUCGAGAGGCCAUCAUCGAAGACAGAUAUCCAGGGUUCUUGAAGAAUUACUUCAGCACACUCUAUGCUGGAAACAAGAAGAAGUACCCCGACUGGGCUGUGCAGGCGUUGAAAGGAGUCGGCGUGGAUUUACUCGAGGAUUGA
Molecule: messenger RNA, 1233 nt
Organism: Pseudocercospora fijiensis CIRAD86
Lineage: Eukaryota; Fungi; Ascomycota; Dothideomycetes; Mycosphaerellales; Mycosphaerellaceae
Exons: 4
Coding region: 1-1233 (410 amino acids)
Cellular component (GO): cytosol
Molecular function (GO): tRNA-guanosine(34) queuine transglycosylase activity
Source: RefSeq, a predicted model, not a curated record